AUGGAAGAAAUAGCGAGAAUGGGACAAAAAGAUACUGUAAGGGUUUUACUUGGCUUUGAAAUUUGAAUUUUGAAAAAAAAAGAAGAGUUUUGAAAUUCCCUCGUAUUUUUGACAGGUUACAAGAAGAUCGACUUAUGAGAGUCCACGUGUUCUAUUAACAAGAAAAAUCGAACAAUACAAUGAAGAAGUGUAUAAAUCUUCUGCUAUGCUGACUGAAAUUGUCGAUUUGAUAUUCAAAGUUGUUCGCGAAGAAAGAGAGAACAUGUGGGAAACAUACAAAAUCUGCCAGAAGCAAUUGCACAAGGAGAGAGAGGAAAAGGUUGGCACUUUCAGAAGAGCCAUUGAAAAUUAUGUGGAACGUUUUUCGCUGAAAAUAUCGGUUGAGGAGGAGUUGAGCCACAAACGUGAUGAUGAUAAUACGAUGUGAGUUUGAUUUAGUUUCAUCCUGAAAAUGCUCAGUCAGUUAUAGAUUUUUCUUUGCAUUGUUGACAAUUGGAAUUCCGGAGUUGCCAGAUAGUAUAAUCCCGAAGUUACUGAACAAUUGGUUCCGUGCGAUUGAAUGCAAUGAUAUAUUUGAAAAAGACUACGUUUGCUCUGAUCGAAUUGUCCAUAUAAAUCAAUGAGUGAGGAGGAGAAGAAGAAAUUGAAGAAUGAGGUAAUUUUAAGUUAAAGUCUUAACACUAAUAUCAGUUUUCUAUAGUAUCCGAUUCAAUGUGGAAUUGUUUUUAUGAAAUCGUGUGGAUUAUUGAUGAUUAAACAGAAUUUGAUGAAUGUUUGGUCAUGUUGGUGCGAGAGACUUGUGAUUCUGAAACCAUGUUUCGAAAUAAUCACCCAGAAAAUGAUUGAAGAACUUUUUCGAAGUUUACCGAUUGGAUUGCAAGGAAUCGUUAAAGGGAAGUGUUUUAGAUUUGAGUUCAGAUGAAACUGUGUAUUUUUCAGAAGAUACUUUUAGUAUAGAUAACAAAAUAAUUAAUAUGCAGAAUGUGAUAAUUGAACAUCUGGAGAGCAAGAUCGAACAGUGAGUUAGGUUGAAAGCUUUCAACUAAUCAACAACAUUUAUAGAAUGGAAGAAUACGAACAAGUUUUGAAAGAGCAAAAUGAUAAUCUUAAAAAUAUAAUUGAAGAAUCGAAGAAUAAAGAUGUUGAAGAUAUUGACUCGUGAGUUGAGAUCUGACUAUGUUAAUGAAUAUUUGGUGUUUACAGAAAAUCAUCAUUAACUAAUCCAUUGAAAGAUCAGAUGGAAAAAGAUUCAAAUGAUAUGAAGGCUUUAAGGUUGAAAUUAGAAGAAAUGGAAAAAGUGAAUGAGAACCUGAAAAGAAUGUCAAAUGGAAUUACUAUAAGUUGUCCAAAUGUUCGUCGAAUUCAUCAAAAAUACCACAAAAUUCUCAAAACUGAUUAUGAUUCUCUACUUCCAAAAAUAACAUCAGACAUUAACAGGUAUACAUUGUCAGUAACUCAAAUAAUCAUCAAAAUAUUUCAGUUUAAUUCAAAGUCAACCGGAUUCAACUGAAAUUCUGAUGAUGAAAGUAGAAGUUUUAAAAUUCAAAGAAGGAUUUGAUGAAUAUAUCAGAAAAGUGAAUGAAGAUUAUUGGAAAAUUGAGAGGAAUCCGAAUAUUUUGGUGCAAAAAUUGGGAAAUCGAGAGGUUGAGAUGUUUCCGAGUGAUGAAUUCAUGGAAAAUAUUCGAAAAUUGAAUGUGGAGUCUGAGAAAACAAUUGUGAAACACCGUGUAAAAUGGCUUGAUGAUGAGUAGUUUGGAUUUAAUGUUUGAGAAGCUUUUGUGAUUCUUAUUCAAAUUUUUAUAUGUUAUAUUGGAAUUAAAUGAAUAUUUUCCGGAAUUGUUUACGACAAUCAAUUUUUUUGAGGAAAAAGUGAUAAGCAAUGUGACUCUUCUUAUCAUUUGUGUUCAAAAUCGCCUCAACGUUUCUCAUUUCCUAUUCUUGAGCAAAAAGUGAGAAUUUUUUUUGCAAAAUCAAUAUGUUUUCAGCGAUUUCCCAAACGUUUGCCUAUUCACGAUCACAAUGAUGAUGUACCAAGAAGAAAGACCGCGGAUAAGACAAGAAUAUAUUGUAAGAAAAACAUAGCUAGUUAAAAAAUCGAAGAGAUUUGAAACUCGUGUUUUUGACAGGUUACAACAAGAUCGAUUGAGACCCCACGUGUUCUAUUAACAAGAAAAAUCGAGCAAUACAAUGAAGAAUUGCAUAAAUCUUCAGCUCUGCUCACUGAAAUUAUCGAUUCGAUAUUCAAACUUGUUUGCGAAGAACAUGAAAAACUCUGGGAUACAUUUAUAAUCUGCCAGAAUCAAAUCAACAAGGAGAGAGAACAAAAGAUUGAUAAUUUCAGAAAAGCCAUUGGAAAUUAUGCGGAACGUUUCUCGGUGAAAGUAUCGAGUGAGGAUUUGCGAUAUAAAAGUGAUAAUCAUAAUACGAUGUGAGUUGGAUUUAGUUUCAUAUUGAAAACACUCAGUCAGUUAUAGAUUGUUCUUUGCAUUGUUGACAAUUGAAGUUCCGGAAUUGCCAGAUAGUAUAAUCCCAAAGCUACUGAACAAUUGGUUCCGCGCAAUUAAAUGCAAUGAUAUAUUUGAAAAUGACUACGUUUGCUCUGAUCGAAAUUGUCCAUAUAAAUCAAUGAGUGAGGCGGAGAAGGAGAAAUUUAAGAAUGAGGUAAUUUUAAGUUAAAGUCUUAACACUAAUAUCAGUUUUCUAUAGUAUCCGAUUCAAUGUGGAAUUGUUUUUAUGAAAUCAUGUGGAUUAUUGAUGAUUAAGCAGAAUUUGAUGAAUGUUUGGUCAUAUUGGUGCGAGAGACUUGGAAAAUUGAGGCCAUUUUUCGGAAUAAUCACUUAUAAAAUGAUUGGGGAACUUUUCCGAAGUUUGCCGAUUGGAUUGAGGGGAAUCGAUAAAGGAAAGUGUUUUAGAUUUGAGUUUAGAUGAAACUGUGUACUUUUCAGAUGAUACUUUCAGUGCAGAUAACAAAAUACUUGAUUUGAAGAAUGAAAUAAUUGAAAAACUGGAGGAAAAUAUUAAAAAGUGAGUUGAGCUAACAAGUUUACAACAAUUUGCAAGAUUUCUAGAAUGAAAGAAUACGAACAUGCUUUGGAAAUGAAAGUUGAUGAUUAUAGGAAUAUAAUGGAAGAAUUGAAGAACAAAGGUCUUGGUGUAAUUAGAAUUGUAGAAACGUGAGUUGAGAUCUGAAAAUGAAUAGAUUCUAAUAUUCGUCAUUUGCAGAAAAGACGUUCAAUUAGCAGAAAUGACUAAAAUGUGUGAAACUGUGAUAUAUCAGAAUGAAAUAUUGAAGGCUGAUUUGGAAAAAAAUGCAAUUAAUAAGAAGGAUUUAGAGUUGAAAGUGGUAGAAAUGGAAAAAGUGAAUGAGAAUUUGAAAAGAGGGUCGAAUAGAAUUUCAAUAACUUGCCCAAAUGUUCGUCGAAUUCAUCAAAAAUACCACAAAAUUCUCAAAACUGAUUAUGAUUCUCUACUUCCAAAAAUAACAUCACAAAUUAACAGGUAUACAUUGUCAGUAACCAUACCACACCCAGCUUCGUGCAAAUUAACUUUGAAAAUUGGCGGUGUGGGUUUUGAAAUUUUCUGGCGAGGUGAAAACAACCUUUUCGACUAAAAAUACCACGUUUUAACGGAAAAACAAGCAAAAAUUUGCUGUUUUUCAAGAAAAUCUCAAAUUGGCGAGGUGAAUGUCCGUAAAUUUUUAUUGGCGCCGUGCAUAUGCCUCACCCUGGGCGUGGUAUGUCAGUAACUCAAAUAAUCAUUCAAAUAUUUUCAGCCUAAUUCAAAAACAACCGGAUUCAGAUGAAAUUUUGCAGUGGAAAGUGGAUGUUUUGAGAUUCAAAAAAGGUAUUGAUGAAUAUUUGAGAAAAGUGAAUGAGGAUUAUUGGAAAAUUGAGAGGAAUCCCGAUAUUUCGAUGGGAAAAUUGGGAAAUGAAGAGGUUGAGAUGUUUCCGAGUGAUGCAUUCAUGGAAACUAUUCGAAAAAUGAUAAUGUAG
Molecule: messenger RNA, 3992 nt
Organism: Caenorhabditis angaria
Lineage: Eukaryota; Metazoa; Nematoda; Chromadorea; Rhabditida; Rhabditidae
Source: the annotation of a GenBank genome assembly